GUUGUUGACAGGCGCGGAAUUUGUAAAAUCCAUAACAUCAAAUUUAGCUGCCGUUUAAUCAACCCCUUUCAGUUGUCAAAAAAAUAGUUUUAAAAACAACUUAUUUAUUGGCAGAUUGGAUCCACGUUACAUCGUACAUUGCGGUUAGGUGAUUAGGAAAAGUGUUAAAAGUUAAGUUUCGGCAACUUCAGGUUUGAAGUUUGACAUGACUUAGCUAGCUACUCCCAUCAAGCUAACUGACAUGUGAGAUCUGGACAGUUUUAUGAAUAAAUAACAGUUUGUAACAACAAUUCUGGAGAUAAAUUUGACUAAUGUUAGCUUGGUGUUAGUUGACCACGACGUGUUUAAUUAACGUUAUGACAUGUGUAGCUCCAAUGCGUCCUGGCUAAGCUAGGCUAAGCUAAGCUAGGCUAGGCUAAGCUAUGCUGAUACACCAUCUGACUAAGGCUCUGUUCACAUCCGGACGACCGUUAACGUUACGGUUCCAGAUCCACAGAGGGUUUCGCGUUACCGGGUAUAAGAGGACAGACUCCCCGGGAGACAUGAUCCGGCGGACUCCGAUCAAACGGGUUCUCUGUGUGGCGGAGAAGAAUGACGCGGCCAAGUGCAUCGCGGACAUCAUGUCCAACGGCAGAAUGAGGAGGAGUGAGGGUCUGUCUGUCUAUAAUAAACUCUAUGAGUUUGAAUACAACCUGUUUGGACAGAAUGUGACGGUGUGUAUGACGUCAGUGUCCGGACAUUUGCUGGCGUUGGAGUUUAAGGCUCAGUUCCAGAAAUGGCACAGCUGUAAUCCUCUCCUGCUGUUUGAUGCCGAGGUGGAGAAGUAUUGUCCUGAGAACUUUGUUCAGAUCAAGCGGACCCUAGAGAGAGAGGUGAGUCAGUGCCAGGUGCUCGUCGUCUGGACAGAUUGUGACAGAGAGGGAGAGAACAUCGGCUUUGAGGUGAUAGACGUCUGUAAAGCAGUGAAGCCCAGUGUGCAGGUAUUCCGCGCCCGGUUCUCUGAGAUCACUCCCUCCUCUAUCAGGAGAGCCUGCGACACGUUAACGGAACCGGACGGUAACGUCAGCGAUGCUGUGGACCUACGGCAGGAACUGGACCUCAGGAUAGGUGCAUCGUUUACCAGGUUCCAGACACUCCGCCUCCAGAAAAUCUUCCCCGCCUCGUUAGCCAAUCAGCUGAUCUCGUACGGCAGCUGCCAGUUCCCCUACGCUGGGAUUCGUUUGUGGAACGAUUCAAAUCCAUCCAGGCAUUUUAUACCAGAGAUGUUCUACAAGAUAAGAG
Molecule: messenger RNA, 1281 nt
Organism: Salmo salar (Atlantic salmon)
Lineage: Eukaryota; Metazoa; Chordata; Actinopteri; Salmoniformes; Salmonidae
Source: RefSeq, a predicted model, not a curated record